AUGGCUACCUGGCGACGAGACGGGCGGCUCACGGGCGGCCAGCGGCUGGUGUGCGCCGGCCUGGCCGGGGUGCUCAGCCUCAGCGUCACCGCCCCGCUGGAGCUCGCCACUGUCCUGGCCCAGGUGGGCCGGGGCCCGGGGCAGCCGCAGGGCCCGUGGGCCGCCAGCCGCAGCGUCUGGAGAGCCGAGGGGCCCCGGGCCCUGUGGAAGGGCAACGGCGUGGCGUGCCUGCGCCUCUUCCCCUACAGCAUUCUGCAGCUGGCUUCCUACCGCAAGUUCCUCCUGCUGUUCAUGGAUGACCUGGGUUAUGUUUCCCAGUGGAGCGCAAUCAUGGCUGGAAGUCUCGCUGGCACGGUGGCCACCAUUGUCACCUACCCGACCGAUGUCAUCAAAACUCGCUUGAUUAUGCAGAACCUGCUGAAGCCCUCUUACACGGGAAUCUCCCAUGCGUUCUGUACUAUUUAUCACCAGGAAGGCUUUCUGGCUCUUUACCGAGGAAUUUCCCUCACUGUUAUAGGUGCUCUGCCAUUCUCGGCUGGCUCUUUCCUAGUUUACGUGAACUUGCAUCGCAUCUGGAACGGGCCCCGAGAUCGGUUUUCCCCACUCCAGAACUUUGCCAACAGCUGCCUCGCUGCUGGGGUUGCCCAGACAAUCUCCUAUCCUUUCGAGACAGUGAAGAGGAAGAUGCAGGCCCAGAGUCACUGCCUCCCUCAUUGUGGUCAAGUAGACACCAACUUCUCGGGGGCCAUGGACUGCUUCCGACAGGUAGUGAAGGCCCAGGGUGUGCUGGCCCUCUGGAAUGGACUGACUGCCAACUUGCUAAAGAUAGUCCCAUAUUUUGGAGUUAUGUUUAGCACCUUUGAGUUUUGCAAGAGAAUCUACCUUUAUCAAAAUGGCUACACUGUGUCCCCUUUGAGCUAUAAGCUUACCCCAGGUGUAGAUCAGAGUUUACAGCCACAAGAAUUACGGGAAUUAAAAAAGUUCCUCAAAAACGGCAAUUUUGAGGCAAGAAAACCCACUCUGUAAAACUGAAUAAGGCUGAAAGGUGUGUUCAAAGCAUACAUGUAUGUACAGCCUCACGACCUCGGUGUGAUCAGAAGAGGCUUCCUCUGUUCAUUGUCCUGAAAAAAAGAAGAAGCUUGGUCCUUUCACCAUCUGAUCGGUGAGCCCCUGUUCCUAUUCAUGGCUGCACCACUGCAGACUUGGCAGCCUACUUUGAUUAAAGUGCCUGGAGCUCUCCAUCACUAUCUCAUGAAUUAUACCUGGUAUCCCAGGGAUGCAACUGGGCAGUCAGUCCCAGCUCAAAGCUUGCCAAGGUCAGUCUGCCAAAGCAAGAAUCAGACUCACAUCUAUGGCGAAUAGAUGCAAAGCAAAGAAACAGGUUUGCUGUGUUAUGAACCUUUGCAGAAUAUAGGUCAGAGCGUACAUUAGCAGAUCAGACAUCACGCUGCCCCUUGCCUUGCUUCCCAGUAUCUGGUGCUUGCACCAACUAGCAAUGACUGCAAAAUUCACGCAGACCAACACAGACCCAGUCUAAAUAGUUUGGCCCAAACCUUCUAAGUGGAAGAGUUCAUGGCUUCAUCUUCACCCCUUUUAAGUACCUCAGAAUGGGUUGGGUUUUCAAAGAAAAAAGGAUGAAAAUGUUUCCAGAAUCUUUGAUUUCAAGUUUAGGAAGCCUGGGUCAUUCAUUACGUAAAAUGGUUUGUUUAUGUCCAUUUCAUGGUGCCACAGAAAACCCCCAAUUAUCCUCAGCAGCUGCUAUGGACAGGUUCAUAGAAGUGACCUGCCAAUGCCUUUGACCUUCACAAUUUUGAUCUUGCCUAGCGAAGCCAAGAAUUUGUUGGUAAUUUCAAUAGUUCCCAUUCAUUUUAUACCAUGGCCCAGUUGCAAAGAAGGGAAGCAAGAGAACCUUAGAUGGGUCUUAGAAGGUCGUCAAGUUUGAGCCUCAUAUGAAGUGUGAAUUUCUUUCCAGACACACAAAAAAACAGAACAGAAAAGUACUUUGAGCUAAUUUCUUCAACCAACUGGAGAAAUCACCUUUCAGGAGCAAAAUACCUUGCAUCUACACUAAGGGCAUAUAACCAUACCUUCCAAAUAAUUCUUACUUAUAUAGUUCCAAAAAUAGCUAAUACCUAAUUGUUAAGUCAGUAAUCAUGUCUUUGUGAUUGGAUUUUUUUCUUCUUUUUCAGUAUUUUGAAGGUAUAUUGUAUAUUAAAUUAGUUUCUCAUUGGGUUUCUCAUA
This is a messenger RNA of Vombatus ursinus (common wombat), 2241 nucleotides long. It is a transcript of the gene SLC25A43, whose product is annotated as solute carrier family 25 member 43. The coding region runs from base 1 to 1026 and encodes 341 amino acids. The record is from RefSeq and is a predicted model, not a curated record. Gene Ontology annotation, biological process: transmembrane transport. The transcript is spliced from 5 exons. Lineage: Eukaryota; Metazoa; Chordata; Mammalia; Diprotodontia; Vombatidae.